Messenger RNA from Ochotona curzoniae (black-lipped pika), 2490 nucleotides. RefSeq names its product GRAM domain containing 2B (gene GRAMD2B). The transcript has 14 exons. NCBI's taxonomy places the organism in Eukaryota, Metazoa, Chordata, Mammalia, Lagomorpha, Ochotonidae. The coding region runs from base 1 to 1344 and encodes 447 amino acids. The record is from RefSeq and is a predicted model, not a curated record.
AUGGUGAAAAAGAGGCUGUCUUCCAACGACACGGUCUUCCACUUUGAGCUCCCUGGCAGUCCCAAGAAGGGCAGAGGAGAGGCCCUGCACAGCUCCACAGACAGCCCCGGCUCCGUGUUUCUGAGCUCAGAGGCCGAGAAUGGCGCCGAGGAGAAGAAGAAGGUGUGUAAAUCGCCAACAGCCCAGUCUCCUGCCUCCUCCGUGGACACCGAGUCCCCGGACUCCAAGAGAAGCAUCAGCCUUUGGUCAAAAUCCAGCUUUGACGGUGCCUCCUUAGCAAGCGACAAGAAUGACUAUAAAGCAGAAGGCAAAAGUGACUCGAAGGCUGAAAGGAAAAAGUCCUCCUCUUCUAGCCAGUACAAGGCAAAUAUGCACUUUCACAAGUUGUUUCUCGAGGUCCCAACGGAGGAGCCACUAAAGCAAAGCUUUACCUGCGCUCUACAGAAAGAAAUCCUGUACCAGGGAAAGCUCUUUGUGUCUGAAAACUGGAUCUGUUUUCAUUCCAAGGUGUUUGGAAAAGACACUAAGAUCUCUAUUCCGGCUUUCUCGGUAACCCUAAUAAAGAAAACCAAAACCGCGCUCCUGGUGCCAAACGCCCUGAUUAUAGCGACAGUCACAGACAGGUACAUAUUCGUCUCCUUACUCUCCAGAGAUUCAACUUACAAACUGCUCAAGUCCGUGUGCGGACACCUAGAUAAUGCAAGUCCCAACCCAUGCAGCACUCCCAAUCCAUCUUCUACUGAAAACUGUUUCCAAGUAGAGCGUCCUUCAUCCCUGCCUCUGGAUUUCAACGAGUUCCCGGAUCUGGACGGGGUGGUUCGGCAAAGGCGGCAGGACAUGGAAGGGUACAGCAGUUCCGGCUCUCAGACCCCGGAGUCAGAGCACUCGCGAGACUUCCAUGUGACUGAAUCCCAAACAUUUCUGAAUGUCUCCAAAGGAGAAGCGAAACCAGCCCGUGCAGACACCCAUGCAAACAGAGGACUGGAAGGAAAAGCCAAGAGUCACCCUACACACAGUCAAUUGGAAACAAGUGGAAUCUUGCAUAAAGUCAAGUCUCAGAAAUGUCCAACCCUUCACCAUAUUCUUAUAUUCUAUGCAGUUGUUGUCUGUGCAUUAAUCAUCUCCACCUUCUACAUGAGAUACAGAAUUAACACGCUGGAGGAACGACUAGGCUCACUCACCUCCUCUGUGGACAGCCAUAAUCCUGGGCAGACGGUACCCUCCAGCCUUGGUUCACAGGUACAACUGAACGUGGAAGUCCUCUGCCAAGAGCUUUCAGCUAACAUAGUGAAACUAGAAAAGAUACAAAGCAACCUACAAAAGCUGCUGGACAAUGGCGACUGAGCGGCCAGGCAGCUUGGGCCAACGUCAUACCUCAAGGUUCCCUCUGCGGAAGGUGCUCCCCAGGCGAUCUGGCAGAUGCCCCCUGCUGGUCAGAGGCGCAAACAGAUGAGAAUCCAGACACGUUUGCACUUGGAGGUCUCCAGCUCAGGAAAAGGGGAGGGGAAAAUGUCAGUUCUUGUGCAAUAAAUGUUGACCUUGACUCUUGAGGCAGUUUCUGCUGCUGCCGCAAGCCAGAGAAAAUAGGUCCCGGUGGUCUCUGGAAGACCCCUGGGGUCCUCUCUGGAAAGACUGCGGUUCAGCGAUGAGCAGGAUGGUAUCAGCAAAAAACACUCCACUCCCUGCCCCUCUUGUCCUCCCUCCCUCACCCUCUUGACCAACCUGCCGACUGUACUAGUGAACUCUCUGGUCUUCAACAAAUUAGCCAUGCGUCUCCCAAAUGCAAUCAGUGGCUCUCAAUGGACAGAUUUGCUUCAAAACAAGCCGUGCCUAUGUUUUGUCUAGUUUUCUUUUUGCGACUUGUCAUUUAAAAUUACCUGUGUAAUCUUAAUGUUUCAGUUUUGGCAAGAAUACCAGCCAAAGUAGAGGAAACUACCUUACAUAUGUUCUGGUUUUGAUCCGUAACUCACUUGUAAUUGGAGUAAUCCUCCCACCUCGUGACAAGAAGCUGAGGUAUUGGACUCAAGUACUACAUUUAACUCCUUUUGAAACCAAAACUAAUCUAAACCCAAAGGUGUACUAGUGACUUAAUGCAGGAUGACAGACAGCAGAUGUGUAAUACUCUAAGUGGACUGUGCUAGCAAUUUGGAAACAACAUGUUAAGAUUUUGUGCUGAAGCCGAUCUGUUUCAGCAUGACUACACUGUGUUUUCUUCCUUUGCUGGCUAAAAUAAAGGAAUGGUGGUUUGCUAACUUUACCGUAUGGAUUGGCUGGUUUUUAUUAAUAAUUAUUUAAGGUACCAUAAGAUCUGCAAGUGCAAAAAAAUUCUAUCAGCAAUGCAUUUUAUAAUCAUUUCUAUGAAAUGUCUUGUUUAAUCAGAUAAGCUAAUAAGUGAACUGGUCCCAUCGUUUGUAUUUGGUAACCUACUGGACAGCAACUGUGCCUGGUGCACCACUGGCUUCUAAUAAAUGCUCAUUGGUUAAAAUCCCC